Molecule: messenger RNA, 1483 nt
Organism: Homarus americanus (American lobster)
Lineage: Eukaryota; Metazoa; Arthropoda; Malacostraca; Decapoda; Nephropidae
Gene: Rpn11
Product: 26S proteasome non-ATPase regulatory subunit 14
Exons: 8
Coding region: 115-1050 (311 amino acids)
Biological process (GO): proteasome-mediated ubiquitin-dependent protein catabolic process; protein deubiquitination
Cellular component (GO): proteasome regulatory particle, lid subcomplex
Molecular function (GO): protein binding; metallopeptidase activity; proteasome binding
Source: RefSeq, a predicted model, not a curated record
AGGACUAGCAUACCAAGUCGAAGUUUGGUCAAUGUUGACAGAUUUUGAGAACUCGGGGUGAACUGAGUCGUGCGGCAGAGGCAGUGUUCAUCUCCACAUCGGUGUACUUAAAACAUGGAUCGCUUGCUACGACUUGGAGGUGGUCUGCCAGCCCUUGGUCAGGGACCACCACCCAAUGAUGCCCCAGUUCCUGAUACUGCUGAACAAGUUUACAUUUCAUCCCUGGCACUGCUAAAAAUGCUGAAGCAUGGACGAGCUGGGGUGCCAAUGGAGGUUAUGGGCCUCAUGUUGGGGGAGUUUGUUGAUGAUUACACUGUUCGAGUAAUUGACGUUUUUGCCAUGCCUCAGAGUGGAACUGGAGUGUCUGUUGAAGCUGUGGAUCCAGUUUUCCAAGCAAAAAUGUUGGAUAUGUUGAAGCAAGUUGGACGGCCAGAGAUGGUAGUUGGGUGGUACCACUCGCAUCCUGGUUUUGGCUGCUGGCUCUCUGGGGUGGAUAUAAAUACACAGCAGAGUUUUGAGGCACUGUCAGAACGUGCAGUCGCUGUUGUGGUUGAUCCUAUCCAGUCUGUUAAAGGUAAAGUGGUGAUUGAUGCCUUCCGUCUAAUCAACCCAAACAUGAUGGUCUUGGGGCAGGAACCAAGACAGACAACUUCAAAUCUUGGCCACUUACAGAAGCCCUCAAUCCAGGCAUUGAUUCAUGGACUUAACCGUCACUACUACUCGAUCCCAAUUAAAUAUCGCAUGAAUGAAAGAGAACAACAGAUGCUCUUAAAUCUACAUAAGAAAUCAUGGAUGGAAGGGCUGACACUGCAGAAUUACAAUGAGCACAGCAGUCUCAAUGAGGACACAGUUAAAGAGAUCCUUAACCUAGCAACUGCAUAUAAUAAGAGUUUGGAAGAGGAGGAAAAAAUGACUCCAGAGCAACUUGCCAUCAAAAAUGUUGGUAAACUGGACCCUAAGCGGCACCUGGAGGACAAAGUAGAAGUUCUUAUGACGUCGAAUAUUGUCCAGUGUCUUGGUGCUAUGCUUGAUACAGUAAUUUUCAAAUGAGUAGUUUUAUUUUGAGGUUAUAGAAUAAUGAUUGGACAUAUACUUGAGGUUUAAUGUAAAGGAAAUAUUCUAGUAUGUUUUUUAAAUCAAGUUUUGUAUUUUCGAUUAAAUAUUUUCCAAACUUGUUGGAUUUUUGCUGAAUACCAAUAUUUCUUAACACCGAUUGUCCCAGUUGACAACAUAUUUAAUCAGUUUUAUUUAUUUAGCCUCCAUUUUGAACUAGACAACUGUUAUCCCCUCAACAGUGCUCAGUUUUUUAAAUAACAAUUGAAAAUUUCUAACUUCUAAAUUAUGUAACUUCUUUUACAUCUGUUGUUUAUCAGAAGUUAUAAGUAACCAUGUUUUGAUUAUACAGGACAUUGCUGGUGAAACAAAAAGAUAAGUUUCUUUUUAAUCUUAUUGUGUAAUCAUAAUUAAACAAAAUUAAAGUACA